AUGUCGGAACAGCCGCAGACACAAGGAGGUGCUGCACCUCCCGCAAGUGGAGGCGGGGCCGGAGGAGUACUGCCCAUGGCCGAGAUUACCCAGGCAGCAGAAGCAGCGAAAGCCGCCGCGCGCUUUCAAGACGCCGCCGACGCUCUCAAGAAGCAGGCUGCUCUUGUCAGGGACCCUGCUGAGCGGGAGCGGUUAUGGCAGGCUGCGUAUGCGAAGGAGAAGGAAGCACAUGGGGAGAGCAAAAAGGCAAGAUUAAUGGCAUCAGGAUGGGGCCAAGGCACCGGUUUUGGGAUCGGGAUAUCGAGCGCAGUAGGGAUGGGUCUGGGCAAUCUCGUCGGGGCACUGCUCAGCGGCGUCGUCGCCGUCCCAGGCAGCCUGAUCGGCGCGGGUGUCGGCGCCAUUCACGGACCAUGGUACAGAUUUCAGGACGCAGUGACCGGAAACGGUGGUGGUAAGACGAAAGCUGAUGAGAAUACUGGUCACGACAGGCUUGGAAAGGACAUCAAGAAAUCGGAUGGCUUUGAGACGGACGAUUCGGAGCAGGACGAGGAGAGCCACAAGGCAAUUGUCGAGGCUGCCAGGAAGCUGGAGGAGGAGGAGAAGGCUAAGACAGAGAGCGAGAAGACGGAACAGAAGUGA
Molecule: messenger RNA, 639 nt
Organism: Diaporthe amygdali
Lineage: Eukaryota; Fungi; Ascomycota; Sordariomycetes; Diaporthales; Diaporthaceae
Exons: 2
Coding region: 1-639 (212 amino acids)
Source: RefSeq, a predicted model, not a curated record